CUCAAAUUGACCAUACUGUCCACCCUAAAACAUGUCACAUGAACCUGACUCCAAAGGACAAUCAAGUCAUUUUACAUGAUGCUUGUGAAGCUAGCUAGCUAGCUCAUGUUUUCUCAAUUUCACACGGGCAGAGUCAAUCAUUCUACUGUCACAACCCUGAAUUUGGUAACUAUAUAAGGUCUCCAUAUGAGAAGCUGAAGGCUCAAGGAAGGAGACCAACAAAGACAAUUAAAAAUGGAAAACUACAGAGCAAUCUUCUUCGUGUUGUCGUCAUUGGUCUGCUUUGUUGGGAAGCAAGCUUCAGCAGCUCAACAUGCUGUCGGAGGAAGCCAAGGGUGGGAUGAAUCCACAGAUUUCAGCUCAUGGGCCUCAGCCCAGAAGUUCAAAGUUGGUGACCAACUUGUGUUCAAGUACAGCUCAGGGCUGCACAGCGUGGUGGAGCUGGGGAGCGAGUCGGCCUACAAGAGCUGCGACCUUGGAUCUUCAUUGGACUCGAUGAGCACAGGCAACGAUGUGGUGAAGCUGGGCAAACCCGGGACCCGGUUUUUCGCUUGCGGGACAGCAGGGCAUUGUGGUCAUGGGAUGAAGGUGAAGAUCACGGUCGACUCCGGCAGUGCAGCUUCGACUCCGGCAUCACCUUCAACUUCGUCUUCAUCAUCGUCCUCGUCCUCAUCGUCUUCUGAUGCUGUUCAAUCUGUUGUUGGAUCCAUGGCUUUGCUUGCAGGAGUGUUGAGCUUGAGCUUGUUGAUGCCUCAACUGGUUUGAGAAUUGAAGCUAGAGUAUAUUUUGUACUGUGUUCUUUUUAUGGUUUAUGUUUAUGGGGGAGAUUUACAAAUUCUAGUUAGUGACUGAGGAAAUAUGGGUAUGGUAUAUUUUGGAUUUGUUUCAUUUUUAAUUUUAUAUUCUUUUUAAGGAUGGUUUUGUAUUAAUUUCACUUUGUAAUAAGCUAAGUGCAGACUAUAUUAUGGAAAGAUUCCAAUUUUUCUCUUUACUAAAGUUCAUAUGUCUUUGAUGCCAAUAUGAUAAUAGUGGUCCUAAAUCAAAGUAAUAUAAUAACUCGAGUUAUUGAAAAUAAGGCUAGUUAUAAAUCUUAUAUCAUGUGUUAACAUUGUGCAACGAUUCAGUUUGUAGUACCAGAUCAAAUUAAUAUUUGGACAUGAUCAAAUAUAAUGAUGUUCGUUUCUUAGUUUUAUGAAAUUUUUAAAUAUUAAAGAACAAGAAUCAACCUACACUUGGCGACCAAAUUUUAUUGAAUUUAGGAAGGGGGAUACAAAUCAACAAUCUGUAUUGAC
Linum trigynum is the source of this 1292-nucleotide messenger RNA. Lineage: Eukaryota; Viridiplantae; Streptophyta; Magnoliopsida; Malpighiales; Linaceae. The record is from the annotation of a GenBank genome assembly.